AGGCUACGAUCCACGUAGACUUCACUCCCGUAAUUUCACUCAUGACUCACCAGACCCGUUUGACAUAACAAUUUGAAUACCGAGAAGAGGAGGUAGAUAGAUCUACCUGCUAAAUCCAUGGGCAAAAAGGUCAAAUGGAGCUGGACGUCCGCUUUCAUCGGUGCAGCGUCGGCUACGGCGUUAACAGCCCUCAUCAACUCCAAGCCCAAAGACCCAACCUUCCAUUUGAUUUCAAUCGACUUAACUUCCUUCAAGCUUAACCUUCCCGUCCUCGACGCCGAGCUACUCCUCACCGUACACGUCACCAACCCCAACAUCGCCCCAGUCCACUACUCCUCCACCACCAUGUCCAUCCUCUACGACGGGUCUCUCCUCGGCUCGGCUCAGUUGGAGGCGGGCUCUCAGCCUUCCAGGUCAUGUAAGUUGCUCCGGCUCCAGGCUCGGCUCAACGGGCUCCAGCUGGCUCACCAUGCCUACAAGUUUUUCAGCGACGUAACUAAGAGAGAGAUGGUGCUUGAUGCUAAGGUGGAUGUUGAGGGAGCGGCUAAGCUGGCGUUGUGGGAGCACAAGUUUAAGGUCCACGUUGACAGUCAUGUGACCGUUGAUCCCUUGUUCCUCGAUGUGAUUGAUCAGGAGAACAAGUCCCAGCUGGAUCUCCUUCUUACUUGAGGCUGAUGCUUUGUAUUUUUUACAUGGAAUGAACAAUUCUCUGCUCUCAAAAACGAUGUCAUAUCUGCGGCAUUUGUUAUGAAGUUAUGGGAAUUAAUUUUACUCGUUA
Molecule: messenger RNA, 778 nt
Organism: Manihot esculenta (cassava)
Lineage: Eukaryota; Viridiplantae; Streptophyta; Magnoliopsida; Malpighiales; Euphorbiaceae
Exons: 1
Coding region: 118-669 (183 amino acids)
Biological process (GO): response to desiccation
Cellular component (GO): plasma membrane
Source: RefSeq, a predicted model, not a curated record